Molecule: messenger RNA, 2700 nt
Organism: Hippocampus comes (tiger tail seahorse)
Lineage: Eukaryota; Metazoa; Chordata; Actinopteri; Syngnathiformes; Syngnathidae
Product: choline transporter-like protein 1
Exons: 13
Coding region: 1021-2658 (545 amino acids)
Biological process (GO): transmembrane transport
Cellular component (GO): membrane
Molecular function (GO): transmembrane transporter activity
Source: RefSeq, a predicted model, not a curated record
GCAGAAGGGUCUGACACAGCCGCUGACUAAAGAUCAGGCUCGUCGGCAUUGUAAAUCAUUUAAAAUCUGUCCAGCAAGUGGCAGCGUGUGUUCAGGGAUCAGUCAUGAUCAUGCUGCAGAAUAAGUAGAAGAAGACAAGGGGGAGGGAUGCAUGGGCGAUGUUCUGUCCAGUGGAGUAGCUUGUAGUUAGUGCAUUCGAACGAGUAGUGAUGGAGAAACCAAAACAAUUAAUCCGUGACGAUGCACACGCACGAAAAUGCAGGGUGGUGAGGACACAGUCUUGACAUAGAUGGCUAACACAUAGUGAAAGUAGCAAGUUUCGCUGAAGCCAAUGACAUCUUUUAACGUUCUCAAUGGUCAUGCUUAUUAUGUAAAAGAAAUAAGCUGGAGUCUGUUAAAACUUAAAAACAAUACUGUGUGCUUACUGAAGCAUGAAAUCCAACUAUGAACUGAGGAAAUAGACAUUGUCGAACCAUUUCUAAUUGUAAAGCAGCCCUCGGGACAUCAUGUACAUGCACUUGUAUGUUCUUGUUAACAUUCUUCACAUAUCUGAAUGAAAGGGAAAAUGAGAUUAAAAAUACAAAUCACAUGUUUUUAUACAUUCUCAGAAAUGUGUUUAGUGAUGUGGUAGAUGUCUUCUGCUGAAUGGUAAGGUACAGCAGCAUUCAGCCUACAUGUCCAGUGUUACCAAAACAAUGGCGCAUGCUUUAUUGGUGCUUGAUUUUUUUCCAUCAAGCCUUUUCUGGUACAAUGAGACAACUGUGCAGCGGGGGGGCGGCAAAUGUCACCGUUUUUUAUGGUCUUCCCUCACUAGAACUCCUGACUUGCAUUCUAAUGCCCCACUGGACUUCGGUUUUAAUAUAAGGCAACUGUGUGUUUAUGCAGUAUUAAAAAAAAAACACAACUAAACUCCACCUAAAAACUAGGUGAGGGAGCAGCUCAUUGACAUUUUCUAUUUGUGUGUCUGUCAGGUAUGUAUUCUUUCUGGACCCGUGCAACAUUGACGUCAUAAACAGGAAGAUGAAGAGCGUUGCUUUGUGUGUCUCCAAAUGUCCUGCGACUGAACUGAAGACCUAUUUCGAUUUAAAGCAGUUUGCACUGACUAAUGGAUCUGCCCUCUGCACAUAUGAUAUCAAUCCAGCAAGAUACCCGGGCAACUCUGAUCGAUUUACUAAAUGUCCCAAGCUCCCUGUUCCAGCAAGUAAAUCGGUGCCACUGUUCCGCCGUUGCAUACCAGCGGACAUCAGCUGCUAUGCGGAAUUGGCCCUCUCCUUUUUCACAUUCAUUAGUGACAACAAUGUUUUCCGCCGAGUCGUCGCUGGAGUGAUGGCCAGCAAGGACAUCAUUAUGGGACUUUGUGUGCUGUCCUUAGUUCUUUCCCUGAUCAUGAUGGUCGUCAUCCGUUACAUCUCCAAAGUGCUGGUGUGGAUUCUCACUAUUCUGGUUGUCAUUGGCACUCUAGGAGGAACAGGCGUCCUCUGGUGGCUGUAUGCGGACCAUAGGAACGCCCUCAAAACCAACACCGCCUCUGUCUUUGGGAAAGAAGUAGCGGCUGAUAAUGUGAAGGCGCUUCUCGUGUAUGCCAUUUGUGCUACUGUUUUCAUGGUGGUUCUCCUGCUGAUCAUGGUCUUCUUGAGGAAGCGCGUGGCACUCACGAUUUCUCUGUUCCACGUGGCUGGAAAAGUGUUCAUCCACAUUCCCUUGCUGGUCCUGCAGCCUUUCUGGACCUUUCUCUGCCUGAUGCUCUUCUGGGUCUAUUGGCUGGCCGUCUUUCUCCUCCUCGGACUUUCAGGAAGCCCGGUGAAAAACAACUCCACAAAUAUGGUGGAGUAUCCGAUGAAUGGACCCGCUCAGUACUUGGUCUGGUAUCACGCAGUGGGUCUCAUCUGGAUCAGUGAGUUCAUCCUCGCCUUUCAACAGAUGACCAUCGCUGGUGCUGUGGUCACCUACUACUUCACACGGAAUAAAUCGAACAUGCCAUCCACUCCUAUCUUGUCCGCAACGGUUCGUACCCUCCGCUACCAUCUCGGUACUCUGGCCAAAGGCUCCUUCAUCAUCACGCUGGUCAAGAUUCCCCGUCUCAUCCUGACCUACAUCCACAGUCAACUCAAAGGAAAAGAGAAUGCGUGUGCUCGCUGCAUGCUAAAAACAUGCGUGUGCUGCUUAUGGUGUUUGGAAAAGUGCCUGGCAUACUUGAAUCAGAAUGCUUAUACAGCCACAGCCAUCAACAGCACCAGUUUCUGCACAUCAGCUCGUGAUGCUUUCGUCAUCCUGGUGGAGAACGCCGUGCGAGUAGCGACCAUCAACACCGUGGGCGACUUUGUGCUCUUUUUGGGAAAGGUGCUCAUUGUGGCCUGCACGGCAUUCGCCGGCGUGCUGGCAUUGAACUACCAGCGCGAGUAUACCGUGUGGGUCCUUCCCCUCCUCAUCGUUUGCGUGUUUGCCUACAUGGUGGCCCACUGUUUCCUCUCGGUUUUCGAGAACGUGGUGGACGUGCUCUUCCUCUGCUUUGCUGUCGACAGCAAGUACAACGACGGCAGCGCCGGUCGGGAGUACUUCAUGGACAAGACCUUAAUGGAAUAUGUUGAGAAUAGUAAGAAAAGUGGCCGUUACAAGCCAGAGGAUGGAAGUGGACGAGAGAUGAAGCCUAUGACGUGAGAAGGGAUGCGAGAUUAAUGGAGAGAGUCAUAACCAAGGAAG